GAAAAGUGAGAAGUGAGAACUGUUUGGCUCCGUUUCAAAACCGUCCGUCCUUCCUUUCUCAUGCGGUUGGAGGAGUUAAACCUUUCAUGAUUGCAUAACAAGGAGCCUCUCUCUCCAUUUUCUUCACCAAAACAGAACAAAAUGCCAACUUCCUUGCAUCUCUUCUUGCUCCUCUCUCUGUAUAUUUCCCUCUCCUUUGCAGAUGGGACUCAACUCAUCAUCAUUAACAACUGCAAGGACAGUGUAUGGCCCGGAAUCCUCGGCAGUGCAGGCCACCUGACCCCCAAUGACGGCGGCUUCCAUCUCCACUCUGGCGAGCAAGCCGUGGUCCAAGUCCCUGAGCAAUGGUCCGGAAGAAUAUGGGGAAGACAAGGCUGCUGCUUCGACCAAAAAACCAAUAAAGGCUCGUGCCAGACCGGGGACUGUGCCGGCUUACUACAAUGCAUGGCCACUGGUGGAAAACCACCAGCAACCCUAGUUGAAAUGACCCUUGGAACCCCUGAAUCUGCCUUACAUUACUAUGAUGUGAGUUUGGUUGAUGGGUUCAACCUCCCGGUAUCAAUGACCCCAAUUGGUGGCGGCGUUGGCUGUGGCGUGGCGGCGUGUGAGGCCGACUUGAAUGUUUGUUGUCCUUCAAAUUUGGUGGUGAAGAGGGAGGGGAAGGUGGUGGGUUGCGAGAGUGCUUGUUUGGCCACAAAUUCAGCUAGGUAUUGCUGCACCGGGGAGUUUGCUAGCCCGAAAAGUUGCAGGCCAACAGUGUUUGCUCAUCUCUUUAAGGCCAUUUGCCCUCGGGCAUAUAGCUAUGCCUAUGAUGAUUCUACAGGGCUUAAGACAUGCCGGGCUCCUCGGUAUGCCAUCACCUUCUGUCCUCCUGAAUGAGGGAAUAUGUAAGGAAAAAAAUGGAGCGGCAAAGAGCUAGUAUUAUUAAUGCAUGUUUACCAUUAUUGUCUAGUGAUUGAUUUUCGGUUCCAA
Molecule: messenger RNA, 972 nt
Organism: Cornus florida
Lineage: Eukaryota; Viridiplantae; Streptophyta; Magnoliopsida; Cornales; Cornaceae
Product: thaumatin-like protein
Exons: 2
Coding region: 142-879 (245 amino acids)
Biological process (GO): defense response
Cellular component (GO): extracellular region
Source: RefSeq, a predicted model, not a curated record